UCUACCGUAGCUUGACAAAUAGACGUUUCCUGCUGAGAUAUUUCACUUUCAAACCACCGCGUCGUUGUUGUUCGACAGUAGAGAUGCGAGGAGCGGUGGGAUUGAAGCGUCCAACGAAACAGCGACGCAGGGAGGCCCGGGCUGCCUGUUAGCUGACUGGCUAGCUCGUUAGCAUUAGCUUUGUUAUUGUUGCCGACGCUGCGUUAGGCUGCCCCCGCUGUCCCCUGCAGAUAAGGCCACACAUCGCUUUCAGGAAAAGACCAAAGACACAGUCGUGUCAGCGCUUUUGAACUCAAUGGCUCCGUAGUUCCACCCACCUGACAGCAUCAGGGUUUCACUGGCAGGACCGCUGGGUCUCUUUCAAAAAUCGGGCUCUGUCUAUUCCCUGGAAGACGAGCGCAGUUUAUCUCCCAACGUCGGUCUCAUCUCUUGAGCAGAUACGAUGUAAAAAAAAAAAACUAAAACACAGAAACAAUCGACAGCCUGCGUAGGUUUGAUGUUGACCCACGUUGGUGGUUACUAUUCAAACACACGGGGCGAAGUAAACAAUGUAAAUGCAAGUGUUUCAGUCGGAUGACACCUGUAUCGUCCAGGCGCUGUUAGCUGCUUUAUUAUGUUUCCUUCCUCCUAUCGACAGGUGAUCAAUACACAGUAGCUAUCGAUCUCAACGCGAAACAUCCUUGUUUUGAUUGUUUCUCUCUCCGAACCAAUCUCUGCUUUGUUGACACUACCUUCACCAGACUGGUUUAUGAUCCGUGUCAUUUAAACUCAGUAAAUAAAUGAGCUAACGAUGCAUUUAACAAAACCCAAGAGCUCAACUCAUGCAUUAACAGUGACUACUUGUGCUACUUAUGUCUGAUGAUUACCUCGACUGGUCAUCACAGUUUGACAGUUUCUAGGCUUCAUAAUAUCAGCAAAUGGUAAUGAGCCUUCGAGUUUCGGAGCUCCAGGUGUUGUUGGGGUAUGCAGGGCGGAAUAAGCACGGACGCAAACAUGAACUUUUGACCAAAGCUCUCCACCUACUCAAGGCUGGUUGCAGUCCUGCGGUGCAGAUGAAGAUCAAGGAGCUCUACAGACGGCGCUUCCCAACCAAAAUGGUUUCGCCGGUGGACCUGGCCCUGCCUGGCGUUCAUUCUGCCUCCAGCCUGCCUGCUGGCCUCGCUCAGCUGGGGUUUGACAGCCACGGUUCUCCGUCACCUCUGCUGCCUGUUUCUUUACUUGGGCCUAAACAUGAGCUGAGUCUGCCUCACCUCCCCUCUGCCCUGCACCCAGUACACCCUGAUGUCAAACUCCAGAGACUACCAUUCUAUGAUGUGCUGGAUGAGCUCAUUAAGCCAACCAGCCUGGCCUCAGAUAAUAGUCAACGGUUCCAGGAAUCAUGUUAUGCCUUCGCAUUAACACCACAACAAGUUCAACAAAUCAGCAGCUCCAUGGACAUAUCGGCGACUAAAUGUGACUUUGCUGUUCAAGUCCAGUUAAGAUUUUGUUUAUCAGAGACGAGCUGUCCCCAGGAGGAUCACUUCCCCUCUAAUCUGUGUGUGAAGGUGAACGGCAAACCCUGUAAUCUCCCGGGAUAUCUUCCUCCCACCAAAAAUGGAGUUGAACCAAAAAGGCCCAGUCGUCCUAUCAACAUAACCUCUCUCGUGCGAUUGUCCACCACAGUCCCCAACACAAUUGUGGUGUCAUGGACCUCGGAAAUUGGGAGGAGUUUUUCCAUGGCUGUUUAUUUGGUAAGACAGCAGUCGUCUGCAGUGUUGUUGCAAAGACUAAGGGCCAAAGGAAUAAGGAACCCUGACCACUCUAGAGCUUUGAUCAAAGAAAAACUGACGGCAGAUCCAGAGAGUGAAAUCGCCACCACCAGUCUACGAGUCUCACUCCUUUGUCCUCUGGGGAAGAUGAGGCUGACAAUCCCUUGCAGAGCGAUAACAUGCUCACACCUUCAGUGCUUUGAUGCUACGCUUUACAUCCAAAUGAAUGAGAAGAAGCCGACCUGGGUUUGUCCAGUCUGCGACAAGAAGGCUCCAUAUGAGCACCUCAUAAUUGACGGGUUGUUCAUGGAAAUCUUGAGUAGUUGUUCUGACUGUGAUGAAAUCCAGUUCAAAGAAGAUGGAAACUGGGCUCCCAUGAGGUCAAAGAAAGAGGUGCAGGAGGUGUCUGCUUCAUAUAAUGGUGUCGACAGCGAUUCGUCUCGAACAGAAACACAUGUGCUAAAACGGGGGUCAUCUAACGACAACAACAAGAAGGUUGAUGUGAUUGAUCUGACACUGGACAGCUCCUCGGAGGACGAACCUGAUGAUGAGCCACCUCCUAAAAGGGCCUGUCCCUCACUUUCACCAGUCUCUCCACCCCCAAACAAGGGAGUUUUGAACCUACACAGCCAGGCUUCACCUGUGACCAGAGCUCCCAGCAUGCCCUCUGUGGAGACAAGCUACAUUCCUCCUCCUCCACCUCUUAUCCAGGACUACCGCCACUAUUACCACACAACUAGUGACCUGCCAGAUCUAAAUUUCUUCUCCUUCCUCCAAGGCGACAAUCAGCAUUACAACAUGGUGAUGGCUGCCGCAGCUGCUGCAUCGGCGUCCGAGGACCACGAGCUGCUCCUCAACCGUUUCCUGCCCUACGGCUCCUCUCAGAUGCUACGGGAGCAGCCGAGCACCCCGGGGAGCAGCACGCUGGCAGCCACCAACGGAGGCAGCAACAGUGGCAGCACCAGCAGUUUGGUGUCGUCCAGCAGUCUGCGGGACAGAGACAAAGACAGAGAGCGAGACCGAGACAGAGACAGCCACGCCCUCUCAGGAUUGUCUAGGUCCUCGGUGGAAGCUGCAGCGGCCAUUUAUGGCUCCAUAUCUGACGUUAUCUCUCUUGACUAGACCCACACAGAACUGAAAGACACAGGGGACCUCGAGAACAGGAGUACUUUGUAAAUAAGCAAGAGGAAGAUGAAAGAAUACAGUCCUAUGUACAGAGAGGAAAAUCUAUUUUCAAUUUUACUUAUCAUAUGUAUAUAAACUUAGGACGCUUCUUGUCCAGUGAGUUACUUCAGUUGAUAUUUUUCUGUGAAUACUGAAGACUUUUUCACACCU
This is a messenger RNA of Paralichthys olivaceus (Japanese flounder), 3083 nucleotides long. NCBI's taxonomy places the organism in Eukaryota, Metazoa, Chordata, Actinopteri, Pleuronectiformes, Paralichthyidae. The record is from RefSeq and is a predicted model, not a curated record.